Linnemannia hyalina is the source of this 597-nucleotide messenger RNA. The record is from the annotation of a GenBank genome assembly. NCBI's taxonomy places the organism in Eukaryota, Fungi, Mortierellomycota, Mortierellomycetes, Mortierellales, Mortierellaceae.
AUGCCCUGGAUCUCUCUCUCAACUGGAGCAGUCGUUAUCAUUGGAGCCGUCGCCUUACCCGUGACGAUCCCCUUUACAGUCGCAGCACUCGGGUUCAGUUCUACCGGUGUCGUCGUAGGUUCGGCGGCUAUCAAGACUAUCGCAGUAUAUGGAGGGAUCGAAUCUGUAGGAUCUAUCUGUGCAACUCUCCAGUUGAUCAGUGGUCUUGGGGUUGCCGAAAACGUGAUUGCCGCAGCCGUAGGAGGAGUGACUGUAGGAGUGAUAUCCAAGAUUGCCGACUGUUUACAACCUGCCAGGAAUGAUGGUGGUCGACCGCUCGCGGCUAGGGAUGUGGCACUUGACGAAACGACUGGUGGAGACGAUGAGGAUGCAGAAGGAACCAAUGCCGAGGACUCUGAAGGUAUCAGAAACACGAAGGGUGGCGCCCAUUUUGUUGUAAAAGGCGUUUAUUCCGCGACUGCGACCGAAGAUGAGGGUGAGCAGCCCGCUAACGCGACAACUACCGAGACGACAAUCGGUGGCGGCGGUGAGGAUGGAAAUGUCAACGGCACCGUCAUGGUCGACGACAAUGCCAGUGUAUUCUCACUUAUCUACUAG